AUGUCUUUGAAAUCCACCAAAACAACCGCUGCGUCAGAGACGUAUUUAGAUGACGAGACUACAUGGGAUUCGUUAAAUUUGGAUCCCAGGCUUUUACAAGCCAUCGAUAAGCUAGGUUUUGAAAAUCCCACGUUGAUCCAAAGCAGUGCUAUACCAUUGGCCUUGGAGGAAAAACGAGAUAUUAUUGCAAAAGCAUCAACUGGAUCAGGUAAAACUGCAGCAUAUGCUAUUCCGAUAAUACAAAACAUUAUGGUACAGGGGAGCCAACUGGGGACCCAAUCAGUGGUUCUUGUACCCACGAGAGAAUUGUCUAAUCAAGUAUACCAAUUUAUGGAACAGCUCAUUAAAUUCAGCAACAACAAGAUUGGCAUUUUGAACUUAUCAUCAAACUAUAGUGACCAGGUCUUAAAGUCAUUGUUGAUCAACAAGCCAGAAAUUAUUAUCUCCACACCAAGUAAAUUAAUACAGACAUUGGAAGCACACGAAGGAAAAGAUAUAAUCGAUUUGAGCACAGUGAAAAACCUUACCAUCGAUGAAGUUGAUUUGAUAUUGAGUUUUGGGUACAAAGAUGAUUUGCAAAAAUUGGAGUCGUAUUUGCCAGUAAAGAAGAAUUUGCAAACAUUUUUGAUGUCAGCUACGGUGAAUGAUGAUUUAAAUGAACUCAAGGCUAAAUUUUGCACAAAGCCAGCGAUUCUCAAGUUGGAUGAUGACCAGAGCAACAACAACAAACUUGUCCAAUUCUAUGCCAAAACCACCGAGUUUGACAAAUUCUUGUUGAGUUAUGUGAUUUUUAAAUUGAAUUUGAUCAAGGGAAAGACAAUUGUUUUUGUCAAUAAUAUCGAUAGAGGAUACAGACUUAAACUAUUUUUGGAGCAAUUUGGUAUCAGAUGUUGUAUAUUGAAUAGCGAGUUGCCUAUAAACUCGCGAUUGCAUAUUGUUGAAGAGUUUAACAAGAAUGUUUACCAUCUUUUGAUUGCAACUGACGACAUUUCAGUGGAAAAAGAAGAAGUUGACGAAGUUGACGAAGGUGAAGAGGAGCACGAGGAUGCUGCUGAUGCUGAUGAAAAGAAACAACAAAACAACAACAACAACAACAAUAACCAUAACAAUAACAAUAAAGAACACAAAGAAGUUCUGAAAAAGAAUGAAAAGAAUAAAAAACAUUCCAGCAAAAAGGAUAAGGAGUAUGGUGUUUCGCGUGGUGUCGAUUUCCGUAAUGUUGCAUGUGUUCUCAACUUUGACUUACCAACAACUUCAAAAUCUUAUGUUCACAGAGUAGGUAGAACUGCAAGAGCAGGAAAGUCAGGCAUGGCUCUCUCAUUUGUGAUCCCCGAGAAAGAGGUGGGUAAGCACAAGACAGCUUCAUUGCGGUCUGCGAAAAAGGACGAAAAGGUUUUGAAUAGAAUAGUUAAGCAACAGCAGAAGAAUGGGUUCGAAAUCAAGCCAUAUCAAUUUGAUAUGAAGCAAGUUGAAGGUUUUAGGUAUCGUGCCGAUGAUGCAUUUAGAGCUGUUACCCAAACAGCUAUUAGAGAGGCUCGUGUAAAGGAAUUAAAGAAUGAAUUGAUCAACUCAGAAAAGCUUAAACGUUUUUUCCAAGAGAACCCACGUGAUUUGGCCAGUUUGAGACACGAUAAGGAGUUACAUCCUGCUAGGGUUCAAGCACAUUUGAAGAGGACCCCUCAAUACCUAUUGCCAGAAAGCGCAAGGCUGGAUGUGAAAAACUUGGGCUUUAUUCCAUUUCAUAAGAAUAAAGUGGGCAAGUACAGAAAGAAGUCAAAGGGCACAAAGAAGCGCGAUCCAUUAAAGUCAUUUAAGAAGUAA
Lodderomyces elongisporus is the source of this 1821-nucleotide messenger RNA. It is a transcript of the gene DBP9, whose product is annotated as ATP-dependent DNA/RNA helicase. NCBI's taxonomy places the organism in Eukaryota, Fungi, Ascomycota, Pichiomycetes, Serinales, Debaryomycetaceae. The coding region runs from base 1 to 1821 and encodes 606 amino acids. The transcript has a single exon. Gene Ontology annotation, molecular function: RNA helicase activity; nucleic acid binding; ATP binding. The record is from RefSeq and is a predicted model, not a curated record.